UACCAUUGCCCGGCCCCUACCAGGGCUGCUGGAAUGGGGAUACACGGCAAGGUGAAAAUUGUAAUUUUGGAGCCGAACCAGAAAAACCCUAGAAAACUUUCUAUAAAACCUCACACCACCUCCUUCAGCAUGCGGCGUCGCAGAUCCUGUUCCCUCCAAGAUGUCGAAGCGAGGACGAGGAGGUUCUGCCGGAAAUAAAUUCCGGAUGUCACUGGGUCUCCCAGUGGCAGCGACGGUCAACUGUGCAGACAACACAGGCGCGAAGAACCUCUAUAUAAUCUCUGUUAAGGGAAUUAAGGGCCGCCUCAACCGUCUUCCCUCUGCUUGUGUUGGGGACAUGGUGAUGGCCACUGUCAAGAAAGGGAAGCCUGAUCUCAGAAAAAAGGUCAUGCCUGCUGUCAUUGUGAGGCAGCGGAAGCCAUGGCGCAGAAAGGAUGGCGUCUAUAUGUACUUUGAAGAUAACGCUGGAGUAAUUGUUAAUCCAAAGGGGGAAAUGAAAGGUUCUGCCAUCACAGGACCUAUUGGGAAGGAAUGUGCUGAUCUGUGGCCCAGGAUUGCCAGUGCAGCCAAUGCUAUUGUGUAGCGCUGAGGCUAGCUAUAUUAAUUAUGUAGUUCUUUGGCUUGAUUGUUAUGAAAAGAAUUUAAGUUGGCCGUCCCGACUGCUCCUAGAGGGAAUUUCUUUUACUACCGUUGCUUUGACCAAGGGACGGCUUGUCUUAACUGAGACUCUGCGUUCUGUGUUCCCAUCGGAAUCGCCCGUUAUAGAUAAGUUGGCAUUACAGGAUAAUGGGCUUGUGAUUGGGUGAAUGAUAUGUUUGUUGAUCCUCUAACAAGUAAUCUCCGAUUCAUUCCAGGAUAAUGGGCUUGUGUUUGGUUGAAUGAUAUGUUUGUUGAUCC
Molecule: messenger RNA, 897 nt
Organism: Phoenix dactylifera (date palm)
Lineage: Eukaryota; Viridiplantae; Streptophyta; Magnoliopsida; Arecales; Arecaceae
Product: large ribosomal subunit protein uL14
Biological process (GO): translation
Cellular component (GO): cytosolic large ribosomal subunit; ribosome
Molecular function (GO): structural constituent of ribosome; large ribosomal subunit rRNA binding
Source: RefSeq, a predicted model, not a curated record